Messenger RNA from Rhinolophus ferrumequinum (greater horseshoe bat), 1766 nucleotides. RefSeq lists its product as uncharacterized. The record is from RefSeq and is a predicted model, not a curated record. Lineage: Eukaryota; Metazoa; Chordata; Mammalia; Chiroptera; Rhinolophidae. The transcript is spliced from 2 exons. Bases 1000 to 1740 code for a protein of 246 amino acids.
GAGGAGCUGCAAGUGGACAGAGGUGAGGAGGUGGAGACAGCCCGCCCACGUAGGUGGCCGCCGCUUUCAGGAGCUCGGCUGUGAGGAAGAACAGGGAAGCUAGGUAGGGGCACCAGGAUGCUGAUGGGAACAAUUCUGUAGAGAGGCAGAAACUGAGGAUUCAGGGAGAGAGGGGCUGACUAGUGGGGCAGGAGCCCCGAGAAGGCCUAAGGAAGGGAUGGGGGACCCACGUGAAAAAUGAGGGAGUUUCCUGGCUGGUGAUUCCUGUCUUGUUCAGUUUAAAUGAGAUGAGGGCGUAGGAGGGAGGGAUUGGAGGUUUGAAAAAAAUGGGAAAGUUACCAGAUAUUCCUCGUUAAAUCUGCGGAUACUCUGUUCGAGGUUAAGACUAUUGGGCCACCUGAAUCCAGGGGCAGACGGAAGGAAAAGGACAGAUCUUCACAGGAAUAUCACCAGUGCCCUGUUUCAAUCUUCAGAGCAGGCUCCUGAAAAACCCCCUCCCUUCCAAACUAUAGGAGUCCUGAUCUGGAGGUUCUCCUGUGCCCUCUUUUCUGAGAGCGAUGAUUUGUAGAGACCGCUAAGACAGGCAGGUAGCGUAGCCAAUGGGGCCGCUAGCUGGGAGAUUCUAAAGAGUGGAGCAGUUAGGGAGAAGGGGCGGUUUCCUGAUGAGCAGAGGCCUUAAGUGGGAGAAGGGAGAAAAAGUGGGGCUUCAGACUUGUGGCAACAGAAGGAGGGGCACAGAUGGUCCAGACAGGAUCCUUCCUGGAGAAACUUGGCUGCGAGUGAGAACCUGGUCUUUUAAUCACCCUUCAACACAUGUUCUUGGAGAUUUGGCUUUUAAAUUUGAGCUAACUGGGAUUCAGCCACAACGCUGUCACUGAAGGAAGAGAAGCAAAGAGCUGUGGGUCUAGACACCAACUAUUUCACCUACCACGAGAGUCAGCAGGCAUGGGCAGAGUUCUCCAGGUCUUGGAUUCCAUCGACCCUUGAGAGGCUGAGCUGAUGGCUGCAGCAGCGUUGGCGGGACUGAUCCCUGUGUUACACUCUGUGGCCGGUGACAAAUCUGGCUACUACAUUGGGCGGCAGCUGUGGUUUGGCUUCAUUGCCGUGUAUGGAAUGGUGGUGUAUGUGGUCCGCAUGCCCUGGUCCCCCAUCCAUGAAGAUUUCUGGUGCCAUGGCAACAUCACCGAUCCUUGUUUGAUUGAGUGUUUUGAAAACAGUUUCAGCAGUCCUGUAGUGGGAAUUUGGUACUUCUUUUUCUUCAUCUUCCUGGCCCUCUUCUUCCUCAUGGAAUUCUUCAUGGCUCAGAUUCGGCAUAAGCAAAUCAAGGUCAAGUCAGUGGAGUCAGCGGCAGGUGAAAUGGAGGAGGGUUCAAUGGUGGGAAUCCAGGAGCACAUCCCCUUUCCAAAGAAGUCCAUCCUGAACUUCCAUCAGGAGAAGAUGCUUUUGCUUUUGUACCUCCUUUACUUCCUCCUGCAAGUUGGCACUCAGUGUGUGUUUUUGUUCUUUCUUAUCUGCCAUCACUUGCCGCUGGUGAGCCAGGCCAUCAUUCACUGCAGAACGGAGAGCUGUCCUGGACCCUACCUCUGCCUGAUCAGGGGGACCAUGGAGAAGCGGAUGUCCAUCUACACCCUCAUCACCUUGUCCUUCAUGGUCAUCCUCUGCUGCUUGGCUUUCUUCAUGUACAGCAUCCACCACUACCUGUUAAAGGGGCUCUCAACUGCUAAGUUUUGGUUUGGCUGAUGUUAGAAGUUCUGACUGAGAGUCCU